Molecule: messenger RNA, 3098 nt
Organism: Molossus molossus (Pallas's mastiff bat)
Lineage: Eukaryota; Metazoa; Chordata; Mammalia; Chiroptera; Molossidae
Product: adhesion G protein-coupled receptor E2-like
Exons: 17
Coding region: 210-2525 (771 amino acids)
Biological process (GO): adenylate cyclase-activating G protein-coupled receptor signaling pathway; cell surface receptor signaling pathway
Cellular component (GO): membrane
Molecular function (GO): G protein-coupled receptor activity; calcium ion binding
Source: RefSeq, a predicted model, not a curated record
CACCUGCCCACUCCCUCCUUGAGUGAGGGACAGAGCCCGAUUCUGGACGGCAUGAGCAGCCCCCUUCCCUCAGAUGUGUCACCCUCAGGCCUCUGUGAGCCCUUCCCUGUUCUGUAUCCACCCUGACCCUCCAUCUCUCUGUUCCAGCACUGUGUGUCUUGCUGACUCUGUUGGAAGAUGGACUCCAGAACACCAGGGCCUUGGCCACCAUGGACUGUGCCUCGUGGUGCCCUCCACACUCCACAUGUGUCAACGCCACUACCUGUCGCUGCCAUCCAGGAUUCGCCUCUUCUGGGGAGGUCGUCACCAGCAUCUUGGAGAGUUGUGAUGACAUCAACGAAUGCAAACCACCUUUGACAGUGUCCUGUGGAAAAUUCGCAGACUGCCAGAAUACGGAGGGGAGCUACUACUGCACAUGCAGCCCAGGAUACGAGCUUAUUUCUGGGGCAACAAAAUUCAGUAAUGAGAGUGAGAACACGUGCCAAGAUAUGGACGAAUGUCAGCAGAACCCUGUGAUCUGUAAGAGCCGCCGCAUCUGUGUCAACCCCCAGGGCAGCAACGCCUGCAAGUGCCCACCAGGGUUUGAGCUCAACCCAAAGUACCCGAAGGUGUGCCAAGAUGUGGAUGAUUGUACCUUGGGGAAAUACCCCUGCCACAAAUCCACCCAGUGCCUCAACAUCGUGGGCAGCUAUGAGUGCCGCUGCCGCCCUGGCUGGAAGCCGAUUUUUGGGUCCCCCAAUGGCCCACAGAAUACCAUCUGUGAAGGUUUGGAGUUCAGAUCCCACACGUCCCAGAACCCACAACUGAAAGCAUCUGAUCACAUAUUCAAUGUCACCCACACCAACCCAGAGAUCUCCUUCCCCACCUGGACCCCGCCCCCUGGAAUCAACAGCUCGAGUCUCUCCCAAUUCUAUAAAAGAGUCCAGGAUCUGCGCAGAAACUUCAGUCCUGCCAGAGCCCAGAACACCAUCCAGGGCAUCAUAAAGGUGGUAGAUGAGCUGCUGGAGACCCCGGGGGACUUGGAUACCCUGCCCCGCUCAGACCAGCACUGUGUGGCCACUAACCUGCUCACUGGCCUUGAAGAUGUCCUCAGAGAGCUGAGCAAGGCCCUGCCCCGUAGGCCAUGGCACUUUCCUGCAGCUGGCGGAACAGAACUGUCCCUGGAGGUGAUGGAUCAAGGAGACAAGAAUAUCACCUUGAGUGUUAAUCAGACAAAAAUGCUGCUGAACUGGGAUACGAUGCAGGACUCAGGUGACUCUGGCACUUCUGUGGUGGGCCUUGUCUCUUCUCCAGGGAUGGGCAAGUUGCUGGCUGAGGCUCCCCUGUUUCUGGAAACUGAGGAACAGGUUGUUAUGCAUGAGACACACAAGGGCAUGCUGCAGGGCAUCUCUCCAGUCAUGCUCUCAGACAUCACAUCCGUCUUUGUGAGCAAUAAGAACACUCAGAACCUCAGCUCCCCAGUCACCUUUGUCUUCAAGCAUUCCAUGACUCCUGGGCCAAGGCAGAAGGUGUUCUGUGUCUUCUGGGAGCAUGGCCAGACAGAAUAUGGUAAUUGGACCAACAAAGGCUGCUGGGUGGCAUUCACCAGUGACUCUAGCACCACCUGCCAAUGCACCCAUCUCAGCAGCUUUGCCAUCCUCAUGGCCCACUAUGAUGUGCAGGAGGAGGAUCCCGUCCUGGCUGUGAUCACCUAUGUGGGGCUGAGCCUCUCUCUGCUGUGCCUCUUCCUGGCAGCCCUCACCUUCCUGCUGUGCAAAGCCAUCCAGAACACCAGCACCUCACUGCACCUGCAGCUCUCGCUCUGCCUCUUCCUGGCCCACCUGCUCUUCCUCACGGCCAUCGACAGAACUGAGCUCAAGGUGCUGUGCGCCAUCAUCGCGGGCGCCUUACACUAUCUCUACUUGGCCUCCUUCACCUGGAUGCUACUGGAGGGCCUGCAUCUCUUCCUCGCUGCACGCAACCUGACUGUGGUCAACUACUCCAGCAUGAGCAAGUUCUUGAAAAAGUUCAUGCUCCCUGUGGGCUAUGGAGUUCCAGCUGUGAUUGUGGCCAUUUCUGCAGCUUCCAGGCCUCACCUUUAUGGAACACCUACCCGCUGCUGGCUCCGCCCAGAAAAGGGAUUUAUAUGGGGCUUCCUUGGACCAGUCUGCGCCAUCCUCGCUGUCAAUCUAUCUCUCUUUCUAAUGACCCUCUGGAUUUUGAGAAGCAAACUUUCUUCUCUCAACAGUGAAGUGUCCACCCUCCAGAAUACAAGGAUGCUGACAUUCAAAGCAAUAGCUCAGCUCUUCAUUUUGGGCUGCACAUGGUGUCUGGGAAUCCUACAGGUAGGGCCAGCUACUCACAUCAUGGCCUAUCUCUUCACCAUCAUCAACAGCCUGCAGGGCGUCCUCAUCUUCUUGGUGUACUGCCUCCUCAGCCAGCAGGUCCGGGAGCAGUACAAGAGAUUGUUCAAAAGGGUCUGCAAAAUCAAAGUGGAGUCUGAGCAGUACACCCUCUCCAGCAGUGUCAUGCCUGAAGCUUCCUAGCCCAGAAGAUGUACAUACUUAAGUAUUAAAGAGAAAUAAGUAUUAGCUAGCAUUUUAGACUUUCUUUAGAAGAAUGCCUGAUAUUUUCAGCACCCUCCACACUGCAAAUCCAGGAAGAAAAAGACAUAACUGUAUGGGAAUAUUCAAGGCAAUGAUUACUAAGCACCACCAGUGGUUUAGAUUUACAAAGUUCUUUUAAAAUUGUUUUUAGACAUAGAAAGUUCUUUUCCUUGUGGUUUCUCACCUCUUCCAUCUUCCAUUAAAUCCCUUAAGUCUUUUUUCCUAUUUAAAGGAGCCUACUAAGCUCCCUGGAAGUCCUACAUUUCUUUCACCUGUUCACACAACCUUCACAAGCACGGGUUUCACUGUUGAAUCUUCUAUCUCCUCUCCAUUUCUCAGCAAAUAUUCUUACCAACUAUUUCACAGAGAAAAUCCAAGUCAUCGCAAUGAUUCUGUGAACUGCACCCAUUCAACCACACCGAGGAACCAUGACCAUGCAUCCUCUCCACAUUGCCGUAUCAUUGACACUAUUUUCCUUCUCUCUGAAGACAACACUUGCGCAUCCACUUUGAA